AUGAUAAAAAAUGUUCAGAACACAUUCCGAUCACUCAUGCGGAAUAACGGCUACCGUAGACUCGACAUCUUCAAUUCUUCGUUGUGGUUGACGGCGAGGCCGCUGUGGUCGACCAUGAAGGCGGCGGAUAACAAGCGCACGUCCUCGUGCUCAACGGAACCUACUCACCCCGUAGACAAGACGACAAUAUUAUGGUCAUAA
Messenger RNA from Ostertagia ostertagi, 201 nucleotides. Lineage: Eukaryota; Metazoa; Nematoda; Chromadorea; Rhabditida; Trichostrongylidae. The record is from the annotation of a GenBank genome assembly.